Molecule: messenger RNA, 7191 nt
Organism: Amphibalanus amphitrite
Lineage: Eukaryota; Metazoa; Arthropoda; Thecostraca; Balanomorpha; Balanidae
Gene: Nipped-B
Product: nipped-B-like protein B
Exons: 29
Coding region: 75-6563 (2162 amino acids)
Biological process (GO): replication-born double-strand break repair via sister chromatid exchange; regulation of gene expression; establishment of mitotic sister chromatid cohesion
Cellular component (GO): Scc2-Scc4 cohesin loading complex
Molecular function (GO): chromatin binding
Source: RefSeq, a predicted model, not a curated record
GUCGUUUCUGCGUCAGUUUCCCGGGGAACGGCAAUCAAAAUACCUUUAUGUAACAUCCACAUUCAGCAUGGAAGAUGCAUUUGUCAGCUAAGGAUGUUGUAGACGGCUCCGCAGUCUGCUCCUCGCCGGCCAGGAUGAAUGGAGAGCUUCCAAAUGCCAACACUCCGGUCACCACCUUGGCUGGCAUGUUCAGCCUCUCCGACUUGCUGCCGGAGCUGCCGCUGCCGACGCCGAUGGAGGCGUCGCUCAGCAGCCGGUCGCUGCUGUUCCACCCGCGCGUGGCCGAGGAGGCGCGCCGGCUGCUGACGGUGCGCGAUAGCAGCCUGGUGCCGCAGCUGGCGCAGGCGCUCACCAACACCUCCGCCGAGCACAUAGAGCUGAAGGAGCCGCCGCCGGCCGAGACCGCCAGCUCUCCGGCGCUCGAGCCGGAGCUGCUGCGGGCGCUGCGCCAGCUCGACAGCCAGCUUCUAUCGCACCCGGCGGUGACCAACCACACGGCGGAGCGUACCGGCAGCCCGGCGGUGGCGGCGGCGGCGGCGGCCACCGCCAGCCCGGCCGGCACACCGGCGCCGCCGCCUGCAAAGUCGCCGGCGGCGGCGGGCGGCGCGACACCGGCGCGGCCCGAUACCGCCUCCCCGGCGAGCGCCGCCGACAGGACGGUACCCAGUGUGGCGGACGGCGCGGCGCCGCCGGCACACGCCGAAAAGACAGUGGCGGCCGAGCAGUCGGCGGCGGAUAAACUCACAGUGGAUGGGCCGGCGGCGGGCGAGCCGCCCCCGGGCGCGCCGCCGCCGCCGCCGCCCCCUGCGCCGCCCGUUGUGUCUAGUAACGGUGUGAUAGCGGACGUUAAGGAGGAGCCACCGUCGGCCGCGGCGGCGGCGUCGCCGCUCCCCUCCGGCGGCAGUGCGCCUGGCUCGGUGAACUCUGUAGUGAAAACGGAGCCCAGCCCGUCGCCGGCACAGACAUUGUUCGGUGGUAGUGCGGCGGCAAAGGACGAGGCCAAGACCAGGAAGCCCAUGGUGCUACUAAGGAAUAACCCUGAGGACGAGGCGCUGAUGAAAAAGUGCUUGGAGGACCUGAAGAAAGUCAAACAGAGCGAGUCGAGCGGCGCGGCCGGCCGGGGUGCGCGCCGGUUUAAGUGCAAUGAAGUGAGCAGUGAGAGCGAAGAGGAGGACCGACCACGCAACAAGUACUUCAAGGCCAAGGAGAAGGAGCGAGACCUCGCCAAAAAGAAAGAGAAAGAGGAGCGGAAACGAAAGCGUCAGGAUGGCGACAACCAGCAGGAAGAGGACGCGGAGAGUGCAGCCAAACGCAUCAAACGGGAAGAAGAGCUCGUGGAGCGUAUUAAAAACUCGAAGCGCUUCGAGCGCCGCCUGGUGCCCACUCUGGAGAAGCUCAGUGCUGAGGAGCUGAUGGAAACCAACACGUACCAGCGCUUCAACCAGUCGCUGGAGCUGAUCCUGGACGGUGCUGAGGAGCUGGAUCUCAUGGCUGAGCAGGACGAGGACGACGACGUACCCCAGGAGGCGCUCAUCCAAAAGUACCGACUCCAAGAGCUGGUCAGCGAGGCCGCCAAGCUGAAGUCGCUGGGAGCCAUGGAGUCGGUGCCACCCGAGCGGCUGGUGCGCGCGCUCGGCAUCCUGGAGAUGAACGUGCGCGACGGCGCGCAGAUCACGCCGCUGGGCGAGGCGGAUGAUGGCGAGGAGGAGAGUCGGCUCUGGAUGGAAAUAGCCAUGGAGCGGGUGGCGCGCGGCGCCGACGCCUCGCUGGUCAUCAUGUACAUCCUCACCUCGCCCGGCAUGCCGAAACGCGUCUACCUGGAGGACUGCAUCGAGCGCGUGGUGAAGUUCAUGAAGUUUCAGCUGCAGAACACCGUGUACCCGGCGUUUGAUCCCGUCUACAGGGCGCCCUCUAAGAAAGGCGGCGGCAGCAGCAGCGCCAAGAAGAAGCGCGCCCACGCCAAGGACGUGCGCGACCGCAGCAUCCUGUCGCUGUACAACAAGCUGCGCGAGCUGGUGGCACUGACGGCCGAGCUGCUCAACAUCCAGGUGCUGACCGACACGACGGUGCUGCAGGUCUCCAGCCUGGGCGUGGCGCCCUUCUUCGUGGAGAACAUCAGCGAGCUGCAGCUGUCGGCGCUCAAACUGGUCACCACGAUUUUCUCCAAGUACCAGAAGCACCGUCGACUACUGCUGGACGACAUCCUCGCCUCGAUCGCACGCCUGCCCAGCAGCAAGCGGUCGCUGCGCACCUACAAACUCAACUCGUCGGGCCCGGGCGAGGCGGACGUUCACAUCCAGAUGCUGACGGCGCUGGUGCUGCAGCUGAUUCAGUGUGUCGUCGUGCUACCCAACUACCUGGCCAAGACGGCCGUGGCGCCCGCCGGUGACCAGGAGCACGGCGAUGAAGAGAAGGAGAUCGAGAUCGACCGUGACGUGCUCAUCAUGGACCGCUACGACACGGCCAUGCGUACGGCACACAGCUUCCUCUCGGUGUUCCUGCAAAAGUGCGGCAGCAAAAACGAGGAGAUUGACUACCGGCCGCUGUUUGAGAACUUCAUCCAGGACCUGCUGGCCACGGUGAACAAACCCGAGUGGCCAGCGGCCGAAUGUCUGCUCAGCCUGCUCGGAAAACUGCUGGUGGCCAACUUCAGUAACAAGAGCAAGGAGAUGGCGCUGCGCGUGUCGUCGCUCGACUAUCUGGGCGUGGUAGCGGCCCGGCUCCGGCGCGACGCCGUCACCUCCACGGCGAGGCCCGAGCUCAUUGAGGAAAUCAUCAGCGAGGUGAAGCGCGAAGAGCGGGCCGCCGGCCUGGGCGCCCCGCAGGACGAAAAGGAGACGCCCGCCGCCGAGAGCAAGAAGGAGAAGAAAAAGAAAAAGAAGCACGGCGACUCUGAGUCUCCGGGCGGCAGUCUGGCUGUCACUGACGCCGAGGAGGAGAGGACGCGGUUCCUGCAGCGAGUGCUGCUCGACUACCUGGCGGUGAGCGCCGAGCGCGACCCGGCACUGCUGCACUGCCGCCAUUUCUACCUGGCUCAGUGGUACAAGGAGGCGCCGCAGGAGAUCCUCCGACAGAAGCAGGGCCCGCAGCCGACCGCCUCGCCCACCAAACGGCACAAGAAGCGCCGCAAGCGGCGCGGCAGCGACUCGUCGGACGAGGAGAGUGAGGAGAGUGACGAGGAAGCUGACGAGACGGCCGCCACCGAGGAGAUGAAGCGCGAGGUGAACGCGCUGGUGGAGGGCCGCCGCCAGCUGCUGCUCACCAAGGUGGCGCCGUUCGGGGAGACGGGCGGCAAGGUGGGCAUCCGCACACUGCAGACCUACCUCGACUACGACCACGCCGAGCUGCUCUGCAAGUACCUGGCUAGCAAGCGGCCGUUCAGCAGGAGCUUCGACGUCUACCUGAAACAGAUAAUCCGGGUGCUCUCCGAGUCGGCGAUCGCCGUGCGCACCAAGGCCAUGAAGUGUCUGACCAUGGUGGUGGAGGCCGACCCGGCCGUGCUGGCGCGUACUGAUAUGCAGAUCGGCGUGCACAACUCCUUCCUAGACCACAGCACCAGCGUGCGAGAGGCGGCCGUCGAUCUGGUUGGCAAGUUCAUCCUGUCGCGGCCCGAGCUCAUAGAAAAGUAUUACGACAAACUGUCGGCCAGGAUACUGGACACUGGUGUGAGUGUGCGAAAGCGUGUGAUAAAGAUUAUGAAAGACAUUUGUGUGGAGUGUCCGGACUUUCCCAAGAUUCCCGAGAUCUGCGUGAAGAUGAUUCGGCGCGUGAAUGAUGAGGAGGGUAUCCGGAAACUCGUCAUGGAAGUGUUUCAGCUGAUGUGGUUCACGCCGGUGAGGGAGCAGCGCGACCGUCGGGAACAGCAGGACGACAGUAACCCGGUGCUGCUGAAGAAGGUGAUGGACAUCACCGACGUGGUGGUGGCCUGUCGGGAGACGGGCCUCGACUGGUUCGAGCAGCUCCUCAACACGCUGUUCAAGCCGAAGGAGGACAAGGAGGACAGCACCAAGGUGGUGUUCGAGCCGCCCAAGUCGCUGCUGACGGCCAGCCGACAGAUCGUCGACUGUCUGGUGCAGCACAUCCUGCGUAUCGAGGAGUCGGGCCUGCAGGACCGCGCCGCCGACACGGGCGCGGCCGUCAGCCGCGGCAGCUCCCAGCGCUUGGUGGCCUGUCUGAACACACUGUACAUGUUCGCCCGCAUCCGCCCGCAGCUGCUAGUGCCGCACGCCAUCACACUGCAGCCCUAUCUGGCCGUCAAGUGUCAGACGCGCGGCGACUACCAGAUUAUCUCACACGUGGCGCGCACGCUGGAGCUGGUAGUGCCGCUCAUCGAGCACCCGAGCGACACGUUCCUGGCCGAACUGGAGGAGGACAGCGUCAAACUGAUCCUGCAGCACGACAAGACGGUGGUGGCCAGCUGCCUGGCCUGCCUCGGAUCCAUUGUCAACCGGGUGACGAAAAACUUUAAACUCAUCCGGGACUGCUUCAGGAAGUACUACGGUCACCUCAAGUCGUACAAGCUGAUGCACGAGUCGCAGCCGACCAAUCCGAUGCUGGAGAAGCACAAGCCCUACUUCCGUCGGGCGCUCUACACCGUCGGACUGCUGCUGCGCUACUUCGACUUCGGCGACGAAGAAGUCCGGAAGGGCCUCAACGACGACAUCGUGGACGAGGUGCUGGAGACGCUGCUGUACUUCGUUAACCAGCCGGCACCGGACAUGCAGAUGUUCACUCUGCAGGCGCUUGGCUUCAUCGUGAUCCGGCACUACGACAUGAUGCUGAGCGAGCGUGUGAAGCAGCUGUACCACGGCUUCCUGCAGCAGCCGGACGUGAGCAAGCAGCUGAAGGCGCAGGUGCUCAUCAACCUGGAGACCUACCUGGUGGAGGAGGAGCGGCGCAUGAUCCAGCAGGACGAGGAGUGGUCGAAGCGCGCCAAGGAGGAGAACCUGAAGGAGAUGGGUGACGUGUCGUCGGGCAUGGCGUCGACGGUGAUCCAGCUGUACCUGAAGCAGGUGCUGGGCUCCUUCCUGGAUGCGUCAGUGGCCGUCCGGCACGCGGCGCUCAAGGUGAUCCAGCUGAUCCUGGCACAGGGCCUGGUGCACCCGGUGCAGAUCGUGCCCUACCUCAUCUGCAUGUCGACCGACCCGGACGAGCGCGUCUCGCACACGGCUGACAAGCAGCUGCAGGAGAUCGAGAAAAAGUACCCGGGCUUCAUCCAGAUGAAGGCCACGGCCGGCAUCCGGCUCUCGUUCGAACUGCAGAAGAUCCUGCAGGCCAAGUGCGAGGUAACGCGAGGUCUGAAGCUGCGGGAAGGUGAGCCGCCGGCCGCCCUCAACGGCUUCCUCUACUCCAUCAUGAGGACGUCGAAGCAGCAGCGGCGCGCCAUCGCCAUCUCCUGCCUAAGGAAUUUCGACGAGCACGCGCGGAAGUCGCUCCAAGAGCUACUGUACCUGGCCGACAACCUGGCCUACUUCCCCUACCAGGUGGCGGACGAGGUGCUGUUUAUCAUCCACCAGGUGGAUGUGAUGGUCUCAGUCACGGGCAGCACGAUCCUGCAACUGGUGCGCGAGGCGCUGCUACCGCCGGCCGGCCAGCCGGUCCGCUACCACCCAGAGACCGGGCAGCCCAUACCUUACGAGGAUGAAGAUGAUGACGACGAACAGCUGCUGGAGCGGCUUCCCGACGAUCUGACGCCCAUCAAGGACGCGUUAGCCGCCUCUGAGGGUUGUAACCUGCUGCUCGUCAUGAAACAGCACCUCAAGGAGUUUUACGGUAUCACAGACAACAAAAUAUCACAAUACUCUCCGUCCGAGUCUGGCAAAGCCUACGAGAAGGCGGUCAACCGGCGAGCCACGGUGGUGUUCAAACCGGCCGUCACCAUCAAGUCGAUCAAGGCCCAGGAGCGCGAGGGUGCCGCCCAGAAGGUCAGGGAAGAGGACGGAGAGGAAGAGGAGGAGGAAGAGGACUCGGAGGAGGACGAGGCCAAGAGGAAGCUCAUCGCCCAGUACCUGAACUUUAAGCGUCUGAUGCUGCACAUCGACCCGGCCGACGAGGAUGAUGAGGACGACCGGCCGGCGGCGCCCGGCAGCUCUGCCCUCCGACCCGUCCCCGGAACCCCGUCCGUGUCGGCCACACCGCAGCCGGGCCGCUCCCCGCGCGGGGACGGCGCGCCGCCGCCCGCCGCGCCGCCGCCGCCGCCGCCGCCCGAGCAGCCGGCGCCGCCGCAGCAGCCGCUGCCGCCCAUCAUCCUGUCGCUGAGCGCGCUGAAGUCGCAGGCGGCGGCGGCCUCGGCGGCGGAGAGCGGCCGAGAGAGGAGGGAGGGCCGCCACCACCAGACGGCGCCUCGCACCCCGCCCGCCGCGGUGGAGCCGCCGCGGGUGGCCAAGCUCACCAUCGUGCCGCUGCACUUCCCCGGCGACGAGGCCGUCAUGCGACACCACAAGCACAAACACAAAAAGUCGGACAAGCACAAGAAGAAAAAGAAGAAGAAGAAGCGGCGCGAUACGAGUGACGACGAGGACGGUGACAGUGACGGCGGCAGCGACCCAGACUUUGCCGUGUGAGCGCCGGCGCCGCGUCGUCGUCGUCAGUCGCAUCACUCCCUUUCUCUCUCUAUCUUUCCAGUACAAACCAGCGUCCGCCGAGGUCGUUCGUUCAUCGAGAAUCGCCCAUGCCAUCGUGCGUCGCGUCGCGUCGCGCCGCGUGUAGAUAUCGCGUCGAGUUCAGUGUACAUGUGCGUUGCUGUUGGUGUCGGGCAGCCGGCCCGGUGUGGCGGCUCGGUCAGCUCGUUGGACAGAUGGUGGCUGGCCGGGGGCGCUGCGGUUCGAGGGAGCAAGGGUGCCUAUAAAGAAAUUAUGUCCGACGAGCAAGGCCAGCGAUAGAUUUUAUCGGCAGAGGCCGUCGGCCGGAGGUGGGCGCGCGCGGCCGCCAGUGGUGCCGCUCGCGCAGGGCGGACGGUAUGCAAGAAGCCGAGAGAGCGUGAUGUGGGCGCCGGCCGGCACCAAUCAUGGGCGGCCCGGCGCGUUUUGUUGUGAUUUUUGUAGUUGAUUUUUCCAUUCAUGUAGCUAGUUGGUUGAUCUAUUUAUUUUCGAUUGAAACGUUCGUUUUGCAACCGCCAGGUCUAGGUCUUAUCCAAUAGACAUUUAUGUAUUUUGAUUAUAUUCUUUGAUACAUAAAACUGGAACCAAUGUA